Messenger RNA from Salvelinus sp. IW2-2015, 6217 nucleotides. The record is from RefSeq and is a predicted model, not a curated record. Lineage: Eukaryota; Metazoa; Chordata; Actinopteri; Salmoniformes; Salmonidae.
UCCUGUCUGUGUGCUUCUGCUCGCUGGGAGGCCGUGUCCUUGGGGGAGGCUACCCCCCCAUGCCCCAGAUGAAGUACAUGCAGCCCAUGAUGAAGGCCCGUGGGACCCCCCUUCGAGAGGCAAGGGACACAAUCCUCGACAUGCCACCCAUGAUGGACGUAAAGGGCGAGCCAGGGCCACAAGGAAAACCUGGACCCAGAGGCCCAUCUGGGCCAUCAGGACUUCCGGGAAAACCAGGACUGGGAAAACCAGGUUUCAAUGGCCAGCCUGGCCCUCAAGGGCCUCCAGGCUUUCCCGGCAUUGGGAAGCCCGGACUUCCAGGUCUCCCAGGAAAGGGGGGCAUGAAGGGGAUGCCCGGGAAUAAUGGCGAGGUUGGGCUCCGUGGUGAACCAGGUCCCAGAGGACUUCCAGGUCAACCAGGUCUCCCCGGGCCAGCUGGCCUGUCUCUGAAUGGCAAACCGGGGCUUCCCGGCGGCAGGGGCCAACCUGGGUCUCGUGGAGAACCAGGACAGAAAGGUGGACCUGGAAAUCCCGGGGAGCGUGGAAUCAAUGGGGAGAAUGGCAAUGGGAAGCCAGGGUUACCAGGACCCAGGGGCCCCAUCGGGCUUAGGGGCCUACCAGGGCCAGCUGGUAUUCCAGGUGUGGGCAAACCAGGACUGAACGGGCUUCUUGGUCCAUCUGGGCCUAAAGGGGAUCAGGGGCUCCCAGGAGGAAUAGGAGAGCCAGGUGAGGCCGGCAAUCCAGGACUGCAAGGCCAGCCAGGACCCAUUGGAUUGGGCAAGCCUGGUAAUGAUGGAUUGCCUGGAGGACCAGGUCCACUUGGGCCUAAAGGUGAGCAAGGGCUGAGGGGUUCUCCAGGGUUUCCUGGAACUCCUGGCUAUGGCAAGCCUGGUCUAUCUGGGCUGAAAGGAGACAAAGGCCUUUCCGGGGGACCAGGGGUACCUGGGGAUAAGGGGGAGCCUGGGAUUGAGGGGCAGCCAGGAGACAUGGGUCCAGAUGGACACCCUGGACCACCAGGAUUACAGGGCCCCAUGGGGCUCCCAGGAAAACACGGCAUGCCCGGCCUGAAGGGAGAGUUGGGUCCCCAGGGUCAUCCAGGUCUGCCAGGGUUCAGAGGGGAUCAGGGUCCCGGUGGUCUGUCUGGAAAARCUGGCAUUCCUGGAGACAAAGGCCCGCCGGGUCCUAAUGGGGCUAUCGGAAAACCAGGGCCCAAAGGUGAAGCAGGGCACAUAGGCCUGCCUGGAAACCCAGGUCUUUUAGGCAAUCCUGGACCAAAAGGGGAGUUUGGGUUUGUUGGGUCUCCAGGACCAAGAGGCCAGUCUGGUAUCCCUGGUCUUCAGGGGCCUUCAGGGCCAAUGGGGCCACAGGGUAUCCCAGGUCUGAAGGGCGAAUCUGGGCUGCCUGGUCUUCCAGGGCUGGGCAUGCUUGGAGAAAAAGGAGUUCCUGGUCCUCAAGGUCCCCAAGGAAAACCAGGCAACUCUGGGCUCAACGGCAACCCAGGCCCACCUGGGCCACCCGGGCCCCCUGGCCCUGCAGGAAAUGGRCAAACCAUCGUGGCUGGGCUAACGGAUUCGGAGUUGGGCGGAGGCGAGGUACCAAACGGUAGGAACCCAAAACCACAGUUUGGCCGUGCAGAGCUCUCUGCCUCCCUGGCACCAGCAUUUACUGCCAUCCUCACCACACCCUUCCCUCCCUCCGGGAUGCCCAUCAAGUUCGACAGGACCCUGUACAACGGGCAGAAUGCCUACAACCCUGGCACCGGUAUCUUCACCAGCCCCAUGUCUGGCGUCUACUACUUUGCCUACCACAUGCACGUAAAGGGACUCAAUCUGUGGGUGGCGCUGUACAAAAACAAUGUUCCCGCCACAUACACCUACGACGAGUACAAGAAGGGCUACAUGGACCAGGCGUCCGGUAGCGCCGUCCUUGAGCUGAAGGAGAACGACCAGGUGUGGAUGCAGAUGCCCUCGGAUCAGGCUAACGGGCUCUACUCCACCGAAUACAUCCACUCGUCCUUCUCAGGGUUCCUGCUCUGUCCCACAUAACGCCUUGCUAGUCAACUAUCUCCUAGGGUAACCCCUAGUGUCCCUAUAUAAUAACACCUGCAGCCAUAACAGAAUAACACCACCUGUAGAAUGUUAUCAUCAACAGCAUCAACAAGGACAGAGAAGACUCUGUGAAGGAAAGACAGAAAGAGUUAAGUAACAGGAGAAGGAUACUUCAUGCUGUGCUCUGUGUUUUUAUCUCGUUCUGUCAAAUGUCCGUAUUUUUGUUAUUUUUUGGGUUGUUGCUUAUAUUAUUAUAAUUAUUGUUAUUGUCAUAAUUGUAUUAUUUUUAUUUUGCCGUUGGCGUCAGUAUUGCUGUUGUUUAUUGGAUUCAGAAUUUUAAGUGCCUUACUUUGUAAUGCGUAAGUAACAGUUAUUAGACCUACCCAUGUGACUGCAUAUCCUACUCAAAUGCUCUGAUCAGUAGGAUGACAUCGUCGGACCCUGGGGCUCCGAUUGGUUCCCCUGGCUGCAGUCACUUCCUGCACAAAAAUCUCCCAUUUCCUCCCGUGUGCUCGUCCACCAUUUUAUGUCAAGAGCUUCCUUAUUUAAAUAAAUAUUUCACAUAAAGAUGUACCAUUACACAUACAGUAUGAACAGUGUAUUCAAUAAACAAAAUGUUCACAUUGAAAAAAAAAUUAAGAUCUGCUAUAGGGAUCGAUGGAUCGUUGUUUAUCAGUACGCUCUGAUGUUUUGACGGUCAACUUCCAGUUGUCUGUUGGGUGAUAAUUUCCUGGUUCUAUAAGAGGCUUGUGCUGAAUGGAUUGGUGCUGAUAAUAGAAGCUGAUGGUUUUGGAUUGUAACUAUUACUUGAUCAAAAAUAAGUAAUUGGUGUAUCCAACUUGUGUCAGAUUCACACAAAUCCCUCUUUGACAAAGCAUCAACAUACAAACCAGUAACCUAAAGAAUUAUAAAUAUAUAGGACACAUUAAAUAGACAACUGAAUAAAUCUAUAAAUAAAUGUGUAAGUUAAUCAUUAUAUUAAUAAAUAUGUGUCAGCUAAUGGACAGAAAGAAUAGGCCAAAUGCAUUAGGAUCAAUGCCAUGUUUCCCUGCAUCGAUCCAUUCUGUGGCUAUUCCCAUUAAUCACGUGCACUGCAGAUCCCCUUAUUACAUUCUCUAUGCCACACAUACAGUAUACCAUUGACAUCACUGCUUUUUGUGUCCACUAACGCCAAGGCUGUGACCGAGCAAUCAGUGCCCUGGGGCCUUUCACAUUAACAUUUAGAGUGAACAUUCUGAGCGAAAGCUCAUGUGAAAAGUCUCAUUCCAUCUACAAACUACAAAUCUUUCAGCAUUUCACAGAUCGACAACUGGCUAGAGGCCAUCCAACCUGUUCCUACAGAAUAACCCUUUAAAGGUUCAGAUCCAACCAAAUGGGUGCAUAGGGUGCAGUUCAAAUGAUCUCCUACAUCUUACACAGCCCUCCCAGUAUAUGGUGCUAUGGUGUUGAACUCAUUGUGUUUAUACGCAUACAGUAACAAUUUCGAAUCCACCGUAAACCUCACCAUAACAAAGGUUAACCAUUCAUUUUCCAUCUUUAGUUACUGUACAUCGCCAAACAAAAUGGUUUACCCAUUGCUCAGUUUGAUGGAAUAUCUAAUGUUGCCACAGGAUAUUCUUAGCCGAUGUCUUCUGACAGAAUAUGAAAGAGGGUGCACUUUCGGAAAUCAGAAUGCAUGGAUCUCCAAAUGAAUAAGUAAAGGGAGAGAGAGAGAGAGAGAGAGGGAGAGAGAGAGGCCCAGUGGUUGUGAAAUCCUGAUUGCAUAACAGUUAACAUGGCUCUGCUAUUCUGGGAGAAACGGUGGGACAAAGGUGAGAACUGUGUUUGCCAUGUGAGUUUUACUGGUGCUGUGUGGGAUGAGGCUGUGGGGUGCGAUUGAUACACCCACCGUGUGAGUGUUUCCGGCUGUAUCUCUUUCUCACUGUGUGUAUGUGUCUGUCUGUUUUACACACACACUCAACUCCCAUCCGUUAAAACUUCACCUGAGUGAAUUAUGAACUUCAGAGACCAUGGACKAUGGACAAUGUUUUCUGAGUCAUUUGGGAGCAUGCACUUCUAGUCAAUAUUCCACCAGUUUGAAUUGAAGAUUUGAUCCGGUUCAAAUAGGACGUGUGUGUCUUCAUGGCGAUUAAGUAAAUGGCCCUCAUAGCUUGGGAAAUGUCGCAACAGAAGAGAGGAAUUCUGUUUGAUAGAAUUAGUGUGCUACAUACCCACUGGCCACAGAUGUCAGUUCAACAUCUAGUUUUGAUUUACAUUUGGUUGAGUUGUCAACUAACGUUAACUCAAAGUGAAAUUAACAAAACAUUUAAUCAUGUCAUUGGAAUUAGAUUAAAAGUUGGGUAAAAAAAAAAAGAAAUGUCCUUACGAGGAUGACUUUUUGCAAAUCCAAUUAGUUUUCUACAUUGAUUCCAUACCAUCACAUUGAUUUUGGGUUGAAAUUACAUGUAAACAAUGUUGAUUCAACCAGUUUUUUCCCAGUCAUGCAAAGGUGAGAAACGUACAAUAGAGAUGGGAGAAAUGUAUGCAAAGUAAGACAAAUAUAUUGUUGGAAACAACAUGCUAGACUUUUAAAACAAGGGGUUAUUGACUAACACUGGGCAGGUUACAAAUCAUGAAGGUAUUUUUGUGCAUUAAUUCUGUGAAUUUGGUCGGCAAACUGAGGGUAGACAUGGGAGAACCUGGGACGGAAUUAACGGGACAAUAUCUAUCUUAAAGUCUUUCAUCUUCAAGUAACCUUGGGCUCAAGGUUAUAUCAUACAGUAUAUCACACUUCCUUAUUGUAAAUUCAAUGUAGGGAUAUCAUAUUGUAUGUUUCAAGAUUUAGAGAUAUUAAACACUUUUAUAAAUGGGACAACCCUGAUGAUAUUCAUGGUGAAAUUAGCAGAAUGUUCGGUAGCACCCAUCUCUUUUCCUUUGUCUAUAUUUUGAGUUCUGCAACAGUAGAACUUUUUAUCUAGUAUUCAUUUGAACUUAUCAACACGAAUUGGAGUAUUUAGAGUACUAUAUAGGUAGAAAACAUUUAACAGAAAAACGCUAGUUCAAUAACUACAUUUGGACAAAAAUGCAGAUAGAAACUCAAGCUCUCAAAUACCCAAGAGUAUACCCUGUAUUCAGACUAGAACCUGACUCCAAUAUUAAAUCAAAAUGGGUAUGCAGCCCCCCCCCCCCAAAACAAAAUAACAUCAUGCAUGUUGGAUUAUCGCUACAAUUGUCUGCAUAUUAGACUAAUCAAAACAUACUGUAUUGCUUUAACUGAAUAAUUGUUUUAGACAUCCUGGAGAAAUGGUCAUCGGUUUUGACUGAGUAGAACCUUGAGCCUCACAAUCAGUAUUUUAAAUGUAUGUAGGCCUAAUGGAGGCACUUUCACUGGUCUGUUUGUGGCCCCUUUUCUCUCAUCAUUAUCUGAACAUACCUAAAGCAAAGUCUAUGUAUCAUUAUUGUUGUGUGAGUCUACCAGACAAUUUAAGGCUUGUUUUGGUUAUGUACGGUAUGUUGUCUUUUUAUUGCCUCGUUCUUUCAGACAUUUGGAAUGCUGUUUAGGAGUGGAGUGGCUAGACUAUAACUCUCCUUUUUAUAUUCUUUGUCAUAGACAAUGUCACUUGGUUGCAGAGUUUGCAGUGCGUGUGCAAAAACAUUUUUCUCCCAAUGUACUGCCUUGAUUACAAACUGACUUGUUUUCUAUUCAAUGAUUUAAAAAAAAAAGAUACACUUUUUGUUUCUACUUUAAGCCUUGCUUCGGUUUUAAGGGAUAUUUGUUUGUUAUAGUUUGGAGAUAGAUACAAACGGUCAUUCCUAUUUGCACAUGACAUUAAUGAAGAUGUAUUUAUACAUUUGUUAUAAUUUAACAGGAAUGCCAAAAUCGACCACCGAAGCAUGGUAGAAAUGGUAUUUAACAGCAUUGAAUGAGUUAAGAGCAUUUAGAACAUGAAGUCAGCAUUCUAGCAUUGUUCGCGAAGGACUUUUUUUGUGAUUUUUUGUUAAUUUUUUGUGUAUUGUACAAUGUAUCAACCUAUAGGAUUAUUUGUCUUGUACAUGGCUAUUGUGUGCACUCUAUGCAAUAGAACUUGGGUAUAAAAUGCACUCUUUUAGCUAGAUUUUUUUUGGUCUGCUUAUACAAKAUUUACAGUACUUGAUUGUAUUGACACCACAUCAAUAAAUACUUUCUUGUA